UUUGCUCAGUUGUGCACGGCCCACUGUAGCUAUAGUUGGCUGAGUGGAAAGUGUCGGAAAAGUCGCUCAGCCCUAGCUGUUUUCUAGAAAGCAGAGAGUGAGAUCGAACGUAUACGUAAUACGUCCACCUUGCGUAUACGCAACAUAAUGCUCAGCCGUAGUGAGUGCGAGAAAAUAUUGAAAAAUGUACACAACAGUGCCGGAAAGGAGAAAUUAUUGGACUAUCACUUGGCUAGAGAUCUCAGUGCGAUCGGUUAUCUUGGGGACUACUAUUCACUGACUCUAAGAUAUUGCUAUGAGGCCGAUGAAGGCGCAAGAGAAAUUCAACUUUUUGUUAAAGCUAUGCCCCAGCAAAGUGCGGAAGUGUCUAAGGAGGAAAUUUUUCAAAAAGAGUCUUGGCUUUACGAGAAUCUUAUAAGAAAAAUGCAAAAAUGUUCCACCAUAAAAUGGAGCCCUGACUGUGUUUACACUCGGAAUGAUUUAAUAGUUCUAGAGGACAUUAGACUGAAGGGUUUCAGAUCAGCUGGUUCGGCAGAGUUUAAUGAGGUUUUCAUGGAACAAUUGAUCAAAUCAAUGGCAGCCUUUCAUGCUGCUGGUUUGGUACAUGAACAUCAAACUAAAACCAAUAUAGGUCAGGCCUAUGGUGAUCGUUUGCUAGAGAUCACCGUGGGCUCUGAUAUAGCCUGGUUCACCACAGGACUUUCGGCUGUCCUCGCUGCUGUUCGAAGUCUUCCCCAGUAUCAGGAAAAUAGGGAACUAUCUUUUAUAGACAACAAACUUUGGACCAUAAUGGAGGAGAUCUAUGAGCAGGCUGCACCUUCGAAAAAGUUCAAGAAUGUCCUUUGCCAUCGUGACCUUUGGGCAGGUAAUAUUUUCUUUCCCUCGGAAAAUACCGGACCCGCUUUGCUAAUUGAUUUUCAGACCUGUCGCUACACUCCCCCAGCAUCAGACCUUAAUUUCUGUCUUCACAUGAAUUUGAGUUCAAAGAAUCGAAAGCAAGUGGAAGGGAAGUGCAUUGACUUGUAUCACAAACUCUUGCUGGAGAAUCUUUCGGAGCUUGACCUUGGGAAUCUAGCGAUUUCCAAAUCAGAACUGAUUGAAUCCUACGAAGAAUUUCGUUUGUUUGGAGUGGUCUACAGAGCUGUAGCUGCUACGGUUGUAAAGGUUCCCAUCGAGUUUGUUACAAAUGAUUUCAAGUAUGUGGAUCGCAGCCGAGUGAUCCUCUCUUAUAUGAAAACGAAUGAAGAGUUUGGCACCUACAUGCAGGAGUGUUGUGUGGAUGUCAUGGAAGUGGCCUUGGCCAGGGCAAAAAAGUGAAGAAAUCUUGCUGAUAAGGAUCACGUUUUAAGUUGAUAAGCAGAGGUUGUAAAUAAAAAAAAUUAAAUUUUCUAAACGAAACGUAAAUACUCUUUUUUAUAAUAAAUGUUUUGUUAUCUUCAAAGGUAACUAUAAUAA
Drosophila biarmipes is the source of this 1455-nucleotide messenger RNA. RefSeq lists its product as uncharacterized. Lineage: Eukaryota; Metazoa; Arthropoda; Insecta; Diptera; Drosophilidae. Bases 148 to 1317 code for a protein of 389 amino acids. The transcript is spliced from 3 exons. The record is from RefSeq and is a predicted model, not a curated record.